Leptidea sinapis is the source of this 2257-nucleotide messenger RNA. RefSeq names its product apoptosis-inducing factor 1, mitochondrial-like (gene aif). Gene Ontology annotation, cellular component: cytoplasm; mitochondrion. Bases 120 to 2186 code for a protein of 688 amino acids. The transcript is spliced from 16 exons. Gene Ontology annotation, molecular function: protein dimerization activity; FAD binding; NAD(P)H oxidase H2O2-forming activity. Lineage: Eukaryota; Metazoa; Arthropoda; Insecta; Lepidoptera; Pieridae. Gene Ontology annotation, biological process: mitochondrial respiratory chain complex assembly; programmed cell death. The record is from RefSeq and is a predicted model, not a curated record.
UGUCACUCGUCCAUACAUCAAAAUGCAAAAAUUUCUGUUAUCAAAUAAAAUAAAUCUAAAACAAUACCAUACAAUCCAUUAGUUUAUUAACAUUUAAAUUUUACAGUUAAUCGUGAAUCAUGUUGAAUAUAUCGUUACGUUGCUAUGACCCUCUACGCAGUCUUAAACCAGCGGCAUUCGCUGUGAGAAAAGGAAUCGAUCCUUUCAGGACAUACGCUAAAGACAAGGGUCAAUGUUGCAAAGAAGUGGCGCAAGCCGAAGGAAAGCGCGUCGAACAAUGGCCUAAGCCACAAACACCAAUUCAUGCCUGGAGAUGUACUUGUCCCCAAGAUCCGCAGCCCCCAAACUACGAUCCAUACAGAAUCAAAGUACCUGACGUAGCAGUGCCACCUCUACCCCCAAGCAACGCUAAGCCAAUGUUGGACUGCGCCAAGAAGGCUCCGUGUGGGGUGAAGCCGGUCCCCGACCCGCCACCGUGUCCUCCGCCUCCUCCGCCACCUUUCCCCUGGAUAUACGUCUUCGCCAUUGGCUCUUUCUUUGGCUUCAUGGGAUUGCUUUACCAAUUUUACUUGUGGCGGGAAGCUAAGGAAAAGCUCGGUGAAACUACGCCAAUCUGGCGUCCACGGCGUAAAGUAAAACGACCCUUCCAUUCUGGUGAUCUGCCCGCCUGCGUGCAGUAUCUUAUUAUUGGUGGAGGACCAGCUGGCUGGAGCGCCUACGAGUCCAUCAAAGAACAUGACAAAACUGCCAAAGUAUUUUUUAUAUCGAGUGAAGAUGUUUUGCCGUACGAGCGAGUGCGACUCUCGAAACAUAUGUGGUGGAACGCUGAUCCACCCGACCUGAAGACUCUGAACUACGUCGAGCUGGGCAAGAGAUUUACAAUGUAUUUUGCGGAGUGCAAGAAGUUCCUAGAUCCGGUAAAGUUUUACCGUAAAAAGAAGGGGCCGGCGCUGUCUAUAGCGACGGGCUGGUGCGUGUCCAGGAUCGACCCAGACGACCACGUGGUCUGGGUGAAGACUCUUUGUGGCGAAAAGCCCAUCUACUAUGAGAGAUGUUUGUUAGCUCCAGGUUCAACGCCAAAGAACCUUUCAAUAUUCAAGACGGCUCCAAAGUCGGUCCGAGACAAAGUUUGCACGAUGCGAACCAUUCGAGACCUGGAGAUAGCCUACCGGGAGGUAAAGAAGGCAAAGCACGUGACUAUUAUCGGUGGCGGUCUACUUGGAUGUGAACUAGCCUGGUACAUCGGGAGAAUGAAUAAAACCAUGGAACGCACGGAAGAUGAGCAGCCGAUAAAGAUGCUUCACAUAUACAAAGACGCCGGAAUAUUGUCCAGCUACAUUCCGGAGUAUCUUGGCGUGUGGGCGGCUGAGAAGAUUAAAGCAGAGGAUGUCACUGUCAUGCCUAAAACGCAAGUCUACGAUGCCUUCAAUACUCCUGACGGCCGGAUCCAGCUGACCUUUUCAAAUGGUUCUUCUGUCGUCACUGAUUACGUGUUCGUUGCGAUUGGAUCUACGCCCCGCACUGAACUAGCAGAGCCCUCCUACUUGGAACUAGAUCCUGUCAACGGAGGAUACAUGGUCAAUACGGAGCUGGAAGCUAGGACACAUCUUUAUGUCGCGGGCGACGCAGCGAGCGUAUACAGCCAGUGGAAGGAUACUCGGCUGCGUAUGGAGCACUAUGGCACCUCUAUGGAGGAGGGCUACCUCGCGGGCUCCAACAUGACUGGCUACUGGACACCGUGCAACGUGGAGCCGCACUUCCGUCUGGUGCUCGAGGGCGCGCUUGAAAUGGAGGCCGUAGGUGAGGUUGGAGCAUGUAUGCCGACAGUGGGAGUGUUCAAGCCGUGCGCGGAUGACGCGCAGCCCCAGCAGAAGGCUGCAGCAGCAGAGGUCGGCGGUGGUGACAGACCUUGCUACAAAAAGUCCGAACAAUACCAGAAUCGGUACAAGCGUGGGUUGAUCUACUAUCUUCGCGAUGAGACUGUUGUCGGCAUAGUCUUCUGGAACUGGCCGCAUAUUGACGAUCGCAAGGACGUCGCCGUUGAGUUACUGCGAGCGAAGCCGAAUUACAAAGAAAUCAAUAUGCUGUCUGAACUGCUCGAGUUUCCGCAAACAGAAUGCGAGGACGCACCCGAGGACCUCCACCUCAAGGCACCACUCUGUAUUCAAAGAUAUCGCGAGUUCUGAGUGCUGUGCUUUGUGAAUUAAAUGACAACGUUGAGAUUUGUGAAAUUUAUAAAGAUAAAUAUAUAAAAACA